Daphnia pulicaria is the source of this 6415-nucleotide messenger RNA. Its product is annotated as alpha-1B adrenergic receptor-like. Gene Ontology annotation, molecular function: alpha1-adrenergic receptor activity. The transcript has 3 exons. Gene Ontology annotation, biological process: cell-cell signaling; phospholipase C-activating G protein-coupled receptor signaling pathway; adenylate cyclase-activating adrenergic receptor signaling pathway. The record is from RefSeq and is a predicted model, not a curated record. Bases 623 to 2713 code for a protein of 696 amino acids. Gene Ontology annotation, cellular component: membrane. Lineage: Eukaryota; Metazoa; Arthropoda; Branchiopoda; Diplostraca; Daphniidae.
CGCGGUCUCGCUCAGCUCCGCAACGACGAUUCUCGUCUCGUCUCGUUCCCUUUCCGAUUGUUAUUUCAUCUCUCGUGUGCAUGCUGCGCGGAAGAGCGUCAAGAUUUCAUUUCCCCGUUUGUUGAUUUUCGCAUGUGUGGCGAUGAGUGCGGCGGUGGCGGCGAAUAAGCGAAAGAGUUGGUGACCGUUCCACAAACAACAACAACAGCAGUGUCAGUUAUUAUAUCGUCUGCGCACGUCGCUUAGAGAUUCGGUGCUCCGUCUUGCAUGGUUUCGUUUUGCCUUUUGGCUUCUUCGGCUUUCAACAACAAUAAUAACCGAGAACAUGGAGCAUUUGUCGGAUUUCCCACUGGUCGUGCCCAACAUUUGCUAUCGCGCUACCGAUUGCAGAUUGCAAAACUAAUGGAUUCCGUUUGCUUUGAGUUAUUUCGUGUCCAGCUUCAUUUGCACUGCAGCAGGAGCACUGGCACGGCCUUCAACCAGCGGACUUUGUUGACUCCAUCCGCACUGAAUCAACACUAAUAUAUACCAGGAGCAGCGGAGAGUGUGUCUGCGUGUACAUGAAAGUGAUCGGACGAGUCGUCUUUGUGGACAACCGGAUCGCGUAUGAGCCAGAGGAAGAAUGCAUCCGCUCGUCAUGUCCGUCGUGGAUUUGAUGGCCAGAAAUCUGAGCAAUGCAAUAGGAGGAGGUGGUGGUGCUGGCGAAGGAGAGAGUGUCUUGUAUUUGAAUUCGAUCAACGUCCCGGAAGACGCCCGAAUAAUUGGCUCGGUGGAUGACAGCAGCAGCAUGAGUGGCGUUGGCAAUACUACUACUAUUACUGCAGCAUCUGCCACAGAGCAGCAGGACGGCUUGGCCCGGCUUGGCUCCGGACUGGCCGUCCUAUUGAUGAAUGGCGAAUCGACGUCGAUGAGUGCCGCCAUAUCCCCAACAGACGCCUCAGCGUCGCUGGCCGCCAGCAUGAACUGGAUGUCGCUGGUCGUGGCCGUGGCCUUGUCCGUCAUCGUCCUCCUCACCAUCGGCGGCAAUUUGCUGAUCUUGGCCGCCGUUCUCUUCAACUCCAAUCUGCGAGGUCCCACCCACAUUCUGAUCGCCAAUCUCGCCGUGGCCGACCUGCUCCUGGGAUUCCUCGUUCUACCCUUUUCGGCGACUUUAGAGGUGACGGGCAACUGGUAUUUCGGCCCCAUCUUUUGCGACGUCUGGGCGGCGGUGGACGUCCUCUGCUGCACGGCGUCCAUCAUGUCGCUCUGCGUCAUUUCCGUCGACCGCUACAUCGGCGUGACCCGGCCGCUGAAUUACUAUUCCAUCGUGACGGCCAAGCGCUCCACCGUCCUCUGCCUGAUCGUUUGGAUCUCCUCUUUGUCCAUCAGCAUCGGCCCGCUCUUGGGCUGGAAAGAGCGCAGUGCUGAUUCCUCGUCGACGGGAGCCGGUAAUGAGACGUCAACCGCGUCACCAGCGGCUACCAGCAGCUUACCGACGGCCGGAAUUCUGCUGCUGGACUCGGCCGAACUGCAGGCCUGCAAUGUCAACAAGGAGAAAGCCUACGUCCUCUUCUCCACCAUCGGCUCCUUCUAUUUGCCUACGCUCAUCAUUUUGGCCAUCUAUUGGCGCAUCUACCGGACGGCCGUCAAGCAGACCAAAUUCCUGGAGAGCGGGACCAAGACGGACAAAUCCACUUCGUCGCUCAGUGGCAGUGAAGUUUUAACUUUGCGGGUUCACGUGGGACGUGCCAAUCCCAUGAAAACGGUGGCGACGACGACUCUCGGCCACCAUCACCACCACCACCGCCCGUCGCCCAACAAUCAUCUUCAUGUGGGCAAAGGCCGUUCGGUCCCUCGCCCGUCUGCCUUCGACUCGUCGGCAAACAUCAGUGAUCGAUCUUCCACUUCUUCGCGCAGCAAAAAUAACAAAAAUUGCCGCUCAUCACCGCAGACGUCACUGCAGCAGCAGCAGCAGCAGCAGCAGCUGGACACUUCGCCGCCGCCGCUGAACAGCGAGCUGGCCAAGGACCUCAACGAACUGGCCACUGCCAGCCCAGUAAUCAAAAAGAAAAGCCUGGUGCACCACUUCCAGAGGAAGAAUUCAUCAUCGAGGCGGCCUUCCAGCACGACGACGACCAACUCGGUCACGACGACAGCGUCGUCGGGACCCACGUUGACAGUGACGACGACGGCCACCGCGUUUUCCGGUGGCGGCAGCAGCACCGGCUUGUCGGCCAAGAUGUUCAAAUUCCGGCGCCAGAAGAAAGCCGCCAAAACGCUGGGAAUUGUUGUCGGAGCUUUUCUACUCUGCUGGUUCCCCUUCUUCGUCAUUUUACCCGUUGAGGCUUUGUGCUCAACGUGCAACAUCCCGUCGCCGCUGUUUUCCUGCUGCUUCUGGCUGGGCUACUGCAACAGCUGCCUCAACCCGUUCAUCUACGCCAGCACGAGUCGCGAAUUCAAGCGGGCCUUCUCCAAGAUCCUGUGCGGUCGCCGGGGCCGGUCGUCGUCGUCGCAGGCGAGCGCCGGGGCAGCCGCCGGAAGACAUUUCAACCAACCGCACAUCGCGCCACCGUCUCAUUUCCGCCAGGCCAGCCGGAACCCGUCGGUGGAGAACGUCUCGACGCCAGCCGUCGCCACCGCCGCCAACCUGAUGGCUGGCAGGACGAAAGCCCAGGUGUCCUCGGCAGCAGCAGGAGCCGUCGAUCAAUGCGCUAGCAGUCUACCUGAUCAUUAGCAGCGCUGCUGCUCUAGUAGUGCCCGUGUGACCCAAUUAUAAACAAGGCCCUUCAUCAUCAGACUAAUGAGGAGAACAAUGACGUUGAACUGUUCAUUCAGACAUAUAGGAGAGAAACAAAGUGCCGAAUGAAAAGGAAGGCGAGCAGCAGCAGCAGCACAUCUAAAAGAAACAAUCGACAAACACACAGGACGACCCCGCCGGUCGCCAGUCGCCCUUUGUGAGCUGCGUGAAUUGCGCAAGUCGUUAUAGAAGAACUCUAUAUGCUGCUGCUGUGUAUAUUGCCAAAUUCAUCGGCUCGUGGCUCUUUGGUCGUUGGCCGUGUGACGAACACAUCCACAUGUAGUCAUCUCGGCUCAUUGACUUCCAACGCCCGGCAAAGUUCUUUUGUGUCGCCGACGAAUUGAUGCGACUUGUUCACAUGUUGAUGAAAGUCGGAUUUGUAUUGUCAGCAGCACCAGCAGUUGAGAGGGUGUUGUUCAGGUUCUCUUCUCUUUGAUGUUGGUUGCUGCUGCUGCCAACAAAAGGUGAGAUUAUACGGUUAAAUACUUCAACACGAUGCGAAUCUCGUAUCUAAAUAGACGCGCGCGCCCGGAGCCCGGAGUCCGGCGCCCGCGUUAAUCUUCACGCUAGCGCGGCUUAAAUGAGAUUUGCCACGGUCGACAACAAUCGCGGAGCUGCGGCGCCGAGCAGCGAGCACAGUCGGCGGAAAGAGAAAGGAAAAGACGAACCCGGUCUGAUGAUUAACAUGGACGAGAGACUAUAGGCCGCAUUAUUUCAUAGUAAAUGAAUCGUCGCCCGCGAUGAAUGAUGGGGCUGGCGCGAGUUGCCGCCUGACAUUAUACAUUGUGGCUGCCAGCAGCUGCCAGCAGGACACCACCUCGGCGAUCACGAAACCAACAUGAGGAAUGAUAAAUCACGCGUCAUGAAGAGAUCAAUUUAAUUUACAAACAAGCCUGCACACAUAUAAUUUAGAAUCCAGCUUAACACCAUCAUUCUAUUUUCGGUUUUGAUUAGACGUUGGCUGACGUCUGCAUCAUGUAGGCCUACAUACAGACGUCAAACCAAAGUAUAUUAUAGUAUAUGAUGAUUGCUAUGACGGCCGGAGAUUGCAUAGGAGCAGAAGGUCAAUAUAAUCGACGAAACGUCUUCUUUCGUCCAAAGGUGAUUGAUGUCGAUGAAGAGACAUGGCGAAUAAAAAUGUGCCGGCAGAGGCGAAUAUACAUCAUCUAGAACACGGACGGGCGUUUCCGGCGUGACGUCGUACAUAUACGAGACUAUAUAGCACAUAUUUGUAUGCCAAAAGUAAUAUACGAUGAGAAUGUUGACGCGCAAAAAUGCCGGAGAAUUGACAUGGCAAAUACUUAACAACGACAAAUGAAGACCGAAUCGACGAUUCACCCUCUCCCUCCCUUCCUUCCUUCCUUUCUUAUUUAAUGUUAUUGCAUUUUCUUUUAUAUUUAAAAUCCGGUAUAUAUAUAUAUAUAUAAAUAUUUCCCUCCUGUUCUUUGCUGUUUGCUUUCGUUUUCCUUUCUGUUGCUGCCGCUGGCGUAGCAUCAUCAUCGAUCCCGCGGGUUCUGUUUGCCUAGAUUUUAUGGCCAAGUUUUCCACCCUUUUCGAUCGACCGUUGGACAUCUUGUGACGAGUCGUUGGACUUUACUUUUUCCUCCGUCGGCUUGACAGCUUUAGUGAUCCGCUGACUUACUCCUUUAUACGAAUAGCUAGAACUUUUUUUCCCCCUUUUUAUUUAACCAUCCAGCGCGAUUGCAAUCGGAAUCCAAGGAAUGGAGGAGGGGGGAGCGUCAUCUGGGACCUGCUAUGCCUUGCUAUGCCUCCUUCUUUUUUUUCGACACGGAAGAAAGCGGAAAAAAAGAGGAGAAUAAAAUUUAAAAAAAAAUAAAAGCAAAGUUUUUUUGUGUCUGAUUGCCCUGUCCUUCUUUUAUUUUCUUCUUCUUUUUUCCCCCCAAUUCGAUUUACGCGGAUGAAGAGCGUGUCUAUAGCGACGGCACGUGUAUCCGCCGCGUGUUUGACGCCGAUGGCUGACGUGUGGAAGGGAAAAGCAUUUGCCGAUCACACGUGACUGUGCCGAGAUGAACUGAAAUUGACUAUAUACGUAGAUUAUUAUUCAGAAGGCUCAAUGCAUAUAUAGGGUGUAGAUCGAUUGAGUUCUAUUAUACGUCUUACUCGAUCUGCUCACUAUGAAUUAUCGCAUUAGGAUUAUCAUUGAAUUGAUAAUAAGACUCUUAUCAUAUAUACACACCUAUAUUGUCAGUAUAUUGUACCCGGAGAGCUCCGCAGCAGCACUUGUGUGCUGGCACGGAUUUCUCCUCGGCCCAAGAGUGGGAGUGAUGCGUAAGGCGUCCGUACAUUAUUCAGUCGCGUCUGCACUUUCCCAGCACAGAGCAGGUCCGCAGCACCGAAUCUAAAUGCAUCCAUAGUUAAUCCGCAUCGGCUUACUUACCCUGAUGUGCUGUCGCACACUGCUGUAUGUAAUAUACAGUAUACGUCCGUCGUAUAUAUACUGUAUGAACAUAUACCGAUGCCUGUAUAUUAAGUAUUCGAAAGGGGACCAUCAGCCGUCGUUAAGCGCAGAGCAUCACCUCCUCUUCCGUUAUUCAUUUCUUCGACUUUGUUUUUCUUUUGCCUUGAGGAGUAGUCAACGGCAAGCCAUGUCAACGUCUCGGUACAUAUGCUAUCUACCCAGAAGAACGACUUGUUAAACUCUUCGGCCGUGUAUUAUAGAGCUCAUACAUACACCUUUCGACUUGCCACGGGGUUUUGUUGACUUGUAACCGGCCACGCCUCCCACGUUUAACGUUCCAAUGUUUAAGCCCCGCUUGCAACUUUUGUUUUAUUAAAACAAAGGAGAGAGAGAGAGAUAGAGAGAGAGAGAGAGGAAAUAAAGUUCUAAGAUGAUCAUCAAGGCUCUGCUCUAAUGUUAUAUAUAUACUCGUCUCUCUCCCGCUAUGACGACAGCAGCAGCAGUAGGCGGCAUUAUUUAAUCAGUGUCUGCUGCUGACGAUGGCGCUGGAAAUACAAAAAAGGAUAGGCAAACUUUGUUUUUUGUGUCUAUACAUCACGGAUGGGGGAGGUGAGUGAAGGCAAUCUGUUUGCCAGCGCCAGCAUGAUGAAGUGACAACCGAUCGAUUUCCAGCACCAUGCAUCUUGGCCACCAUAGCACAAGGUGGUGGCUGCUGCACAGCGCUUUUGUGUGUGCUGUAUACAUGUGUUGUGUAUAUAUUACUACUUUGUGGUCGCCCAGAAAGAGUGAUGUUGUUAUAAGAGUGGCCGGUUUAUGUGUGUGUUCAACAUCAUGUUUCUGCUCACGUGUAACGCAACACGACGUUCAAAAACUUCGUCAGUGCGGACAAAACAAAACAAAAAUAAAAAAAAAAACGCGCAUUUGUUUUUAGUUUCUUUGGAUGGUUUUUGGACUUCUGCUAUAUCCUCGUCUGUAGUAUAUGCCCCCCCCCCCCCCCUUAUUCCCUAUUUUGAAAAAAUGCUUCAUCUUUUGAACGGUGAUCUGAUUCCCUAUAGAAACUUGUAAAUAUCCUGACGUCGCGUAUAAUUGUACAUGCAAUGAAUAAUAACCAUAAUACAACCUAUUUUGUCUGAUGUGUGUGUAUAUGUCUAAAAUGUGAGACGCCAAAGUGAUGAGACAAUCACAACAUGUUACUGCUCUGAAGAAAUAUACAAAGUCUA